UUGUUUGGCUUGACAAUAGAGAGAGAGAGAGAGAGAGAGAGAGAGAGAGAGAGAGAGAGAGAGAGAGAGAGAGAGAGACCGAACACACGCGCAAGUUGCUCUCCAUGCCUUCAGUCUAGCAGCGCGGGCGAUGGAUGUGAGAUUUUAUCCGGCACCUCCUUCAAGCGUGGGCUCCUGUACAUUACCCACCGACACCAGCCUCUCCUCUCUGGACUAUUACCACUGCAACAAGAGCAGAUACAGUGUGGGCGAUCGAGGCGUUAGACUGUACGGAGCUUUACCGGUGAGGACUGACACUGAGGGUAAAAGACUGCCCUCUGCAGGGUUUGAUGGUGACAACAUGUACAUGAGCGAGAACAACCAAGAGUUCCUCUCCCCGAGUCAGCAGAAUUACUCAGGUCAGGGAGGGGGCAAUGGCAACAGCGGAGGAGGAGGAGGAGGUGAUGAAGAUUAUGAGAUCCCCCCCAUAACUCCCCCCAAUCACCCCGAGCCCCAUCUCCUCCACCUUAUGGACCCCGAGUCCAGUUACCUGUGUCACUCCAUUCCUCACAACGGCCUGAUAAACCCGUACUCAUACCCAGAGCUGCCCGCACUUAUGAUGUCAAACAUGCUCACACAGGACGGGCACCUGCUCUCCAGCCAAAUGCCCUCGAUGCCGGCGUUUGGGGGGGGAGCUGGCAGGCAUUACAUCCGCGCCCACCACAGCCCCAUGAUAAACCGAUCCGCCAGGAUACUGCCCCAUCCCAUGAGCGCCCUGUCCCAACUCAGCUCUCAGAUUGGCCAAGGCUCCUUUACCCAUGGUUCCCCUUCAUCACCAGGAAGUCAGUCAGCCACGCCCUCCCCCUCAAGCUCCACCCAGGAAGAGGAAGCAAAGUACCACUUAAAGAUCACAGGAGAGAAGCGGCCAUCCUCUGACAUGAUGAAGCCCAAACCCAAACCUCAGAAGAAGAAGAAGAAGAAGGACCCAAACGAGCCGCAGAAGCCCGUCUCAGCGUACGCGCUGUUUUUCAGGGACACUCAAGCCGCUAUCAAGGGCCAAAACCCCAACGCGACCUUUGGAGAUGUCUCAAAGAUUGUUGCUUCGAUGUGGGACAGUCUGGGAGAGGAACAGAAACAAGCGUACAAACGGAAAACAGAAGCGGCUAAGAAGGAGUACCUGAAGGCCCUUGCAGCGUACCGAGCUAGCCUGGUUUCCAAGACCUACAGUGACCCGGUGGAGAGCAAAAGCACUCAAUCCAGCCAGCCCCCACCGCACAUGAUGCCCCCCAACCCUUCCCUGUACAGCGUACCGCCCCAGCCCUCCUCCCCGUACCUGGGCCCGAGCCCCUUCCCCCUGACAGACCUGCAGAGCUACGCAGCAGGCGCUCCCAGACAUGGGCUGCCCCGGUCGGCCAUGCUGCCCACGCUCAGUGCCUCCCCCCCAGCAUCAUUCCAGAUAAGCCCCCCUCUGCACCAGCAGCUCUCGCUGCACCAGGGAUCCCUCCUCAACCAGCCAAUCCGCAUGCAGCAGGUGCAGUCACAGCCAAUCAUCUCUCACCAGAUGGGCCUUCAGGCUCCGCUGCACUCCCCACCCCCAGGACAGCAGGGAUUUUCUCACUUACAGUCCGAGUAUCAGAAGAGUGUUGGGGGCUCUCAAUCUCCAGGGGCUCCGAACCCAGUGGGGCAGAACCCUGAUUGGGACAGUGAGUACUGCAACCGGGAAUGCGGCGGAAACCACUGCAGUGGCAGUAUGAUAGGCAGGGAUAAGCCACUCUACCUCACUUGAAGCAAAGCAAGGAGACAGAAAAGAGAAAAAAAUGAAACAACACCAGGGAGCCCCGUGCACCUCUCCAGCCCCAUCCCCCGACACCAUCAGUUUUUCCCUCAGUGUCAUUUUAUCAUUCGUUUUUAGAAGGAUGUGUGUGUGUGUACGCGUUCUGAAGACUACUAGUCAUCCUUUCAUUUUUGCCAAGCACUUAAAAAUGUACAGGCCUCUCCGCCGGAGACCUCCGAGAGCACUCACCCCAUCUCUGAAUAAACUUAAGCGAAAAAGACAAAAAAAGAUGUAUAUAACACAAAUGAAAAAACAAAAAAAAACAACGACAAGCAAACUACCAUGAAACUGGCCCUCAGGGCGAAUGAGCUUUAACUAAAACAGAGGAAAACCCUCCUCGUAGUUUCUCAGUUACUUCUCCUAUUUUUUGUUGUCGUUUUAUUUAUUUUCUGCUUGCAAAAUAGAGCUUUUUUGGCCAAUAAAAGGUCCUUUACUUUACUAGGGCGAUAUGUUACUGUUCAACUGAUGCUCUGUGAAUUUUGGUAGUAAUAGACAAGAGAAGAGAAAUACGCAAAUGGAAAAAUUGAAAAAUAUGACUUCUUUUGUAAUUUUAAAGACCCGUGUUGGUCUUUACCGAUCUGUCACAGUGUGAUUGUAAAUAUCACUUUUUUGGGGGUUAAAUUGGGAAGUCCAGAUAUUUUUUCUUCUUUAAUAUGACUUAUAAUUCAUUGAUUUGUAUUUUAAAUGGUAUUUUGUGAAUGCGUGCCAGUGUGAAUGUAUACGAGGGUAUGAGUGUAUUUGUGCGUUGUGUAAGUGAGCAACCUGUGCAGGUGAUAUCCCAAGAGUGUUUCACACGUACACAAUCUUGCAUUAAAAUCUGUGCUCACUGGUGCGAUUUCCCCAAAAAAAGAUCUUGCGACAAACUGCAUGACCUGGCUCUCCAUUUAGGGGAAUUAACUACUGCUACUCGAUUCUGGCUCGAGAUCGCAAACAUAUGGUUUUACAAAGAGUGUUCUCAACCUACAUUUUUAAGUGAAUGGGUCAUCUUUGCUGAUCAAGGCCACAUCCACACGUAUCCGUUUUCAUUUGAAAACUCGUUAUCAUUUUCCAAAGUAUGCGGUAAUGGAGGAAAACGACGUUCUAGUGUGGAUGAGACACGUAAACGAAAACACAUAAGUGUGGACACGGCCUAAUUUACUCUCAGGUUAUAAACACGACAGAUAGAAGCAAGUACGCGAAUGCUUGACCCGCGCAGUUUCAUUUAGAGGUCGACCGAUAGUGGAUUUUGCCGAAACCGAUACCUGAGGUGGUGGGAAAGGCCGAUAACCGAUUAAUCGGCUGAUAGUUUUUCACAUUGAUUUAUAGAAUGUAACGAUUUUUUUCUUAAUUCUUUCUUUAUUAUGGAGGGCAAAGACGCGAUACUUUUAAGUAUAAACAAGCCCGAAACACACUGGGGACUCUUAUUUUGAAAUGACUAAAUUAUGAAAAAACUAUUGGCAACUAUCGACAGAUUUUUGCAGAUAUCCGAUAGUUCCAAAAAGCAACUAUCGGCACCGAUUAAUCAGUAAAACCGAUAUAUCGGUCUACCUCUAGUUUUAUUGUACAUACUUCACGCGCAUUCUUGCGCUACAGUCACGGUAACAAACCUCAGUACUCUAGGGGGCGAUAGAGUUACCCUUAAAUGUCCUUUAAUGUGCCAUGAAACCACAUGUGUUAUGAUUUAGGUUGCUAGCUAUAAACGUGUUGACAGUAACAGCAAACUGUUCCUUGGUAGAAGACUGUUUACGCUAAUUGCGCUUUGCGUUACAUUGCAUUCUCUUAAGAUCACAUUUCGGAACGCAGUGACUCAUAAAAUCGAGCUUGCGUAGCUAGAAGCGUCUACAUUCACAUUUUUACAUACAGUGUUUUUCGGGCUUAAAGCAGUAGUUCUAUUAAAAAUCCAGGUCAUUUGUUUUUGCCUGGUCUUGACUGAUGUUAAAUCCACCAAUAUAACAUGUAAAGGGGAACACAUAUUACAGCACACAUUUAAAACAACAGUGGGUCUCUAGUUUUCUAGUAGCUUUUGCUAGAUGUUCUAUUGUGUUGAUUUCAUCUUUAAGUUUUGUGGGGAAAAAAUUUAAUGGAUUUGAUCAUUUCUUCAAACUUUUUAUUUUAAUCUUUUUUUUUUUUUUACUGUAGCAUACUAUUUUUAGUUAAAUAAAAAAAGAAUAACUUCUAAUACAUUUAAUGUGUGUACAAAACCUGCCAAUUGUAGUUAUUUUAUUUGUAAAGUCAGCAAUGAUAAUUAUUUUAAAACUGUUAUCAGCCAGUUACCCAUCAUUUAAUAUUUAAUAAUGUUUAACAGGUUUCUAUUUAUGAACAAAAUGAGAUCAAGUUUGCCUAUAACUACAAUAUUUGAAUUCUGUUGUCCUUUUUUAAGGGAAUUGCUAUUUUUCUUCUUCUUUUUCAUUUUUGAAUGCUGUUUUUAUUUUUCUUUCUUUGCCAGCCAGGUCAUUUUGUGUCACUAUGCCUUUUGUUUCAUUUUGUCUGUAAUAAAAAAUGUUAAA
This is a messenger RNA of Myxocyprinus asiaticus (Chinese sucker), 4299 nucleotides long. RefSeq names its product thymocyte selection-associated high mobility group box protein TOX-like. The coding region runs from base 131 to 1765 and encodes 544 amino acids. Gene Ontology annotation, biological process: regulation of transcription by RNA polymerase II. The transcript has 10 exons. Gene Ontology annotation, cellular component: nucleus. The record is from RefSeq and is a predicted model, not a curated record. Gene Ontology annotation, molecular function: chromatin DNA binding. Lineage: Eukaryota; Metazoa; Chordata; Actinopteri; Cypriniformes; Catostomidae.